Molecule: messenger RNA, 1092 nt
Organism: Physella acuta
Lineage: Eukaryota; Metazoa; Mollusca; Gastropoda; Physidae
Product: toll-like receptor 4
Biological process (GO): signal transduction
Cellular component (GO): plasma membrane
Molecular function (GO): signaling receptor activity; protein binding
Source: RefSeq, a predicted model, not a curated record
AUGCCAGGUCUAGAAGCGUUGGACUUGUCUAGAAAUCAGUUACCAAAUGAUUUUAUGUCAAACUUCGGAGACAGGCUGUUUCAAAAACUCACAAACCUUCAACAACUUGAACUGUCGUUCAACUCUUUAAACUCAUUGAGCUCAAAGACGUUUUUGUAUAAUAGAAAUCUAAAAGAGUUGUUUCUUGCUGGGAAUAGAUUUCGACAAAUUCCGUUCAACCUACAAUACACCCCAAACUUGAGGGUUUUGGAUCUGAGGUUCAACGACCUGAUCACUCUUACAGCUGAUGUGAGAUACAGUUUAGAAAAGCUGGCUACAGACAACAAGGGGUUUAAUUUGUAUUUAGAAGGGAACAUUUUAUCCUGUGGCUGCCAUGACAUCCAAUUCCUUCUGUGGAUGAAGCUGACAAUUGUAAAUAUGGAUCUGGAUAGAAACUAUUCUUGUAUUGACACUGACGGGGUUUCUAGAUAUACAGAAAUCAUAACAGAUCUUGGAGCAUAUUGGCGACAAUGUACGGGAGAGUCUUUUCUUUGGUUUUCUAUUAUAAUGUUCUGUUUAAUGUUCAUUGGGUUUUUGCUGUGUUUUUUUGUUACCAAAUAUAAAACGUACAUCAUUUCUGGACUGCUGAAUUCGUUUAGUGAAACCUUUCUAAAGAAACCUUCCAACUACGAGAUUGGUGUCUUCAUUGGUUAUGCUGAUAGAGAUUACCAGUUCGCUUGUCAUGACCUCAUGCAGUUUAUCGAGGACACGCUGGGGUUAACGACCUUUAUUCGUGACCGUGACCUCUCACCUUCAACUGACCUGGCCUCUGCCACUGUGCAGGCUAUUGACAGAAGUUGGCGCGUUCUUCUGGUUGUCAACGAAACGUUUUUGUCACGUGACCGCUGGUUCUUGUUCAUCUGUAGAGCAGCCACAUCUGCUUUGACGUCUGCUAACCCUAAAAGGAUUGUCGUUCUUGUUGAGCACCAGUUACGUCACCGUCUGCCAGCCGAACUGUCGAGAGUUGUUUUGGAGGAUAACAUUGUUGUUUCCAGAGGAAAUUUAUUAGACUAUGAGCUGAAGGAAAAUCUAAGAACAAGAUUGGUAGAGUAG